AUGGGGCGUCAAGGAUUCCGCGGACACAUUCGAGCCUACCGCUAUACAAUAGUUGAAGGAAUGAAGGUUUACGAGGAUAUGGGUAUCGAGGAUGUUCGCCUGAUGACUAUCUUCAUAUUUACCCGCAUCUUCAACAUCAAUAUUUCGCGAAAUCUUUCUCUUAUUAUAUUCAAAGGAACGGCAAAUUGGAUAACAGCGUGGAUAGUACACGGCUUCAAGGACCAGCAGAUCGUUCAAGAGGUCAAAAUCAGCAAGACCCAUCCAAUUUUCACCAAUCCAAACAGCAAAAUUUCAUGGAUUUCGCAACGGGUAAGUUCCCCCUACUCUGCAUGAAGUUGGACCAGGAGCAAGGGAAGCCAGGCAACAUCAAGGCCGGGUACUUGACGCAAAUUCCAUUCGAUCAAGAUGUACCAGGCUGGCCUCGAGAGACCAGAGAUCAAUGGGCGAUUCUCAACCUCAAAACCGUUCUGGUCGCAAGAGGGGAUCGAGGUCACUUUACGGCUCCUCAAUUUGAAGCGUUCUACAAGUUUGGUAAAUAA
Molecule: messenger RNA, 539 nt
Organism: Hymenoscyphus albidus
Lineage: Eukaryota; Fungi; Ascomycota; Leotiomycetes; Helotiales; Helotiaceae
Source: the annotation of a GenBank genome assembly